Messenger RNA from Drosophila obscura, 4361 nucleotides. RefSeq lists its product as uncharacterized. The record is from RefSeq and is a predicted model, not a curated record. NCBI's taxonomy places the organism in Eukaryota, Metazoa, Arthropoda, Insecta, Diptera, Drosophilidae. The coding region runs from base 330 to 4145 and encodes 1271 amino acids. Gene Ontology annotation, cellular component: membrane. The transcript has 19 exons.
CAACGAAUCAGUUUCACCAUAAUUUAAAUAAUAAAUAAAUACCUGCUCGCUGGCCAAAUUCACAUAUCAAACUAAUUGCAUUUGAUAUUAAAUGACACUCAAUUAAAAAUAUGACUUCGUAAUCCAGUAACGUAGAGAGAGAGAGAGUGCGCAACAGGUGUGUGUGUGUAACAGCAGAGAGUGUGUGAGUGUGAGUGCAGAGACGUCGCUUCGAUUUGGAAGUCUAUCAAUUAGGAAGGGAAAUCCAACGAGCGAGCACAGCGCCUGGAGGAGGUCUCGUGCCUGGCCUGGCCACAAAACACACACACAUUUCCGAAAGGGCGGCGAAGAUGGACCUGCGUAAUCUAACACUGCCACCGCCAGCCGCAACAACAAUUAUGUCCUCGUCAUCAUCAGCAGCCGCAGGAGCUGGAGCAACAUCAGCAGCAGCAGUGGGAGCUCUAAUGGGAGGACCAACCACAGCGGCACUGGCGAGUUUCGCAGCGGCCACAGCGACGAGCAUAGCCUCAGCAGCAACCUCGACACCGACACCGUCGCCGACAACAACGCCAGCCACAUUUUUUACAUACAGCAUACCGGGCAUGGACAUAGCGCCAGGACCAUUUAUAUUCACCUACGUUAGUGAAUUUUUAUCGCUUAUCACGCCCGAAGAAUUGCCGCUCGAUUCCAUACGCGAUGUCCUGCACAGAAAUGUCAGCCUGCUCGACUUUGCCUCCAAUGCCAUCAAAAUCGAGUCCGGUUUCAUUGGCCUGAUGAGCAUCUUUGCCAUCCUGGCAUUGGUUCCGCUGAUUGCCACCUGUGCCUGGUGCUGCAGCCGCCGCUCCACCCAGGAGGAGGUGGACCACAUACGCAGGGCCCCCGUCCACAUACGCGACGAGGCCCUGGAGGAGAGUCUGCGGUGCCGCAAGAGCGCCGGCCUGGUCACACUCUGGAUCGUCUUUGUGCUGCUCACGCUGAGCGACCUGAGCAUAUUCUAUGCCAACAGCCGCCUCUCCGCGGGCAUCGAGAUGACGCCCGAGAUGGUAAAGUCAGCCGUGCACGAUGUGGAGGUCUUCCUCAAGGACACGCAUCUGCAGAUCAAACACAAACUGGAUAAUGGCUUUCAUGUUUCCGUCGAGAGAGUCGUCAAAGACUUGGAAGACGUGGAUGUUCUCCUCGGCGAGCCAAUUCAAGCGGAAAUAUCUGCACACACUGGCCUUGAGCUGGCAUAUGAUUCAUUGACGACACUUAGCCUGGCGAACGCGGAGCUCAUCUAUCGCGUCCUCAUGCUGCAGGAGACUGUCGGCCGGGCCCUGAAGCUCUCCCAGGAGGCGGCGGCACGCAUGGAGGAGCUGCAGAUACAAUUGUCCGUGCUGCAGCGGCAGUGCACGUACCGGGACAGGCCGCUCUGCGACACAUUGCGUAUACGCAGCUUCGAGGAGAACGGCGUCGUCGAUGCCCUGAAAACUCUGCAAGAGGACCAGAGCAUCUUCCGAAUGCGCUACUUGGGCGAAAUUGAAUUUGGUGCCACUGUCAAAAACCUGACAUCGGAAGUUGGCGUGUCACGUUCCAUUUUCAGCAAUUUCCCGCAACAAGUUAAACAUGACACGGCAUAUGAGCGGAACUAUACUCUGGAGCAAUUGUCGAGCAUUCGUCACAGGACAACGGCGAACGCACAGCAGCUGACGUCGGCCAUCAAUGUGGUGCUGAAGCGACUGGAGGGCACCUGGCCCUCGAUGCAGCCGGCCUACAAUGAGCUUAAGGAGUGGGCGGACAUGUACUGGAGCAUGGGCUGGAUAGCCGCCAUGGUGAUCGUCUGGGUGAUGCUCUUCAUGCUGAUGUCCUACUGCUGCUUCCUCUGCGAAUCGAACACCAAGUCCGGCGUGGUCUUCUUCGUGGCCGUGCUGAUCAUCUGCCUCGCCAGCGUCGCCCUCACCUUCUACGGUGUCUUCUCGCUGGCCGUCGGCGGCAACACGGAGGUCUUCCUCUGCCGCUCGCUCUACGACAAGGACUACGAUAUGCUGGGUAAGCUAUUCGACAAGCCCGGCUAUGUGUAUGCCCGCGAGCCCCAGACGGGCAUCAUUGGGGAGCUGCUGCGACCGGCCGGCGUCAAUCGGUCCGUGGUGAAUGUCAGCCUCGGCGCCGCCCUCAGGGGCUGCGAACAAAAUCAAGCGUCGUACAAUGUCUUUCAAUUGGAUGCGUUCGUGAAUACCACCAAAAUAGCUGAUUUGAAACAGUUCCCGAAAGUUUCGACGGCCAUCGAUUCAAUUUCCGUGUCCGGGCGCACGCUGCUCUCGCUGACCCAAUCGGUCCAGAACAUAUUGGAGAAUAUGCUGCAGACGUCCGCAUUCAAUCUGACCACCUACCGCAGCAGCGUGGGGGCGCCCACCCCCGAAAAGGAUUUGGCAACUUUCAUUGAUCAAAUGCAGAGAGUUGCCCUACAGAUUCAGGACGUGGCCACAUCAUCGCGCAUGACAACCCUGGGAAGCCGUUCGAAGCGCCUGCAGGCGUCGAUUCUGCAGCCAUUGGAGAAUCUGCAGAACGAGAUACUGUACCAUCUGACGGCGCUGGAGUUGCAGCGGGAUCCCUGGGCCAAGCAGGUGAAUCAGACGCUCAACCAUUUAAAGAGCAUCCAGGGCUACCUGGAGAACAAGGCCGGCGAGAUUUGCCACAACAUGACCCGUCACUACACGGACCGCCUGAAAGCGUACUUGACCAGCAGUCGAGCCACAAUGGAAUCGCAGCUGGGCGACACCACCACCAAGUGCCGACCCUUCUACGACACCUUCGACGCCAGCCGCACCUUCCUCUGCCGCAACAUGGUGGACUUUGUCAACGGCCUCACCUUCUUCAUCCUGCUCACGCUGCUCCUGUGGGCCAUUGGCACCCCCGUGGGCCUCAAUCUGAUCACCAUCCAAACACGCCUGAAUGUGAUGCAGGCGGCGCAGUCCCGCAGCAAGGCCAAGCAGCGGAGGAGCGAUCGCAGUCCGGAGCGGGAGAGGGAGCGGGAGCAGCGCAGCGACAGUCGGGGCGGCCGGAAGAAGCAGCGGACGAGCAGUGCCUCGGCAACUGGCAGAAGUGGCCGUCGAGAGCAGAGCCGGGAGCGCAGCACGAGCAGCACGGCACGGCCCAGGCCACCGCUACGCCGCACCGCCACCGAGGAGACACUGGACUUGGACGAGGACUCGACUCCAACUAGGCAGCCACAGGAGCAGCAGCAGCAGCAACCAUCGCAACGGCGACAGGAGCAGAAUCAGCGGGAGAUGGAGCGAGAGCGGGUGCUGGAUCGCGAUCAGCACAGUCGGGAGCGGGAGCUGAGUCGCGGGCGGGACGUUUCGCCGAACAUCAACACGCCCGUGCGCAGUCGCAGCCGCCAGCAGCUGCGGCACGACCCCGAGGAUGACAAUUGGGGCUCAUCCAGUGGUCCCAGUCGAGCCACCUCCAAUGAGCGCGAGACCAGUCAGACUAGAAAGAUUCUCAAUGUUUGGCAGUCGAGAAAUAAGAUCAAGCCACCUGCUCUUCGGAGACAGGGCACCGAGGAGUACGACUUUAAUGUGGCACCCGAUGACAUUGGGUGGCGAUCCAAUGUCCAGUCCAGUGCCAGUCCCGAACAUCGGUCCGACCAUCGCAGCCGACAGCCACAGUCGCAAUCACAAUCACAAUCACAGUCACAGUCACAGGCGACAGACACUCGCUCAAAUCUCCGUACUAAGCAAAAGUUACGUAGUACCAACGCGGAUAGAGCUAGCAGCGAAAUGGUUCGUCGUCCCGUAACGCCCGUAUUGAGAGUCAAUCCAGAUAUUCCGGCCGCCGUUCCAAUGCCCCGCACGCCGAUGCGUUUGAAGAGCAAGGUCUCGCUGACUGCCCGAGCAGUGCAGGAUAUUGUCAACAAGCGGAGUCAGCGUGUGCAACGCACUGGUACCGAUGAGUUUGACUUUGAUGAAAGCGAUGCCUACGGUACUGGAGCACAUCUAGAGGCGGACCUAGCAGCUGCCCGACGCACGCCUCCGCGCGGCGCUCCCCCGCCCCCACCACCGCCAGUGCCCGGCAUGAACAGGGGCCUCAGCGUGCGCACUGUGCGGUGGAACGAAGACGAGGACGAUCUAGUCUUCGAGGAUGUCGACGCACCGAAAAGUCCCAUUUACUUGAGCCAAAAUCUACCCUGAGCCCGAGCCUGAGUCCCCACGACACACAAUUUCGAAUUCUAGUGCUAAUCCUAAGUCUUACAUCGCAAUUUGUUUUAUAUUUCGCUUCUGCCACUCGAUAGUUCUUAAAAAAAAAAGAAGAUAGCCAUAGAGUCACCCACUGACGGUCUCGUAUGUAUUAAGCAUUUAACAAGGUGUAUCUGCCAUUAAUAAAUAAAGAAAACUGGAUAACUGGAA